AUGGCUUCUAAAUGCAUAAGUGAAUGUUUAAACAUCGAAGACAAUGCCAUUUGGGUCCGGCCGGGUACAACUUUCGCCAAAAUUCACAAGUGGCCAGCGGCAGAGGCGGAGUUCAUACAAUCAAUCAGCCACGGGGGAAGCCAGCGUCGUACCACAGCGGUGGAAAGCAUAUCUUGUAGGCAAGUGUACCUUAGGAGCUAUACGUUUUCAAGAAAAGAGGAACAACAUGAAGACGGUGAUAAUCUUCGAAGAUGUUUUGGAGGAGGAGGAGGAGGGUGGAAGAAGGUCGCGAAGAAAUGUACGAGGAGGAGUAAGAUCAGGUCGCGUAGGUCGUUUGUGGUCAGAUUCUUAAGGAAAUAUUUGCUUUGUAGUUCCCCUAAUAAAUAA
Capsella rubella is the source of this 387-nucleotide messenger RNA. RefSeq lists its product as uncharacterized. Bases 1 to 387 code for a protein of 128 amino acids. Lineage: Eukaryota; Viridiplantae; Streptophyta; Magnoliopsida; Brassicales; Brassicaceae. The record is from RefSeq and is a predicted model, not a curated record. The transcript has a single exon.